CAGCAGCAGCAGCAACAGCAGCAAAAAGCAGCAGUAGCGUGUGCAACGUUGUGCCGUUUUGACAACUUUCCGCCGCGUCGGGGCGUCGCGCCGUUUUCUUCGCGGCGGCGGCGGCAACAGCAGCGUGAACAACAACGGAGACAACAUCGAGACCGUGUUGUUUUAAGAAGGCCGUUCGUGACGGCGGUUACGGCUGCGACGCUGCUGACCCCUCAGCCCGCACGACGACGACGACGGCGGUGGCGACGGCGACGGUGGUGGUGGUGGCGGCGGCUGCGUUCUGUUAUUAUUUUGCCGCGGUGCUUUUGACCCUACAAACUGGGCGAGUUCAUUGCAGCGCUUUCGCGGGGGUGUCAGCCAGUUUUAUUACUCCGGCCUUCUCCGUCCGCAGCAGCAGCGCCGACGGCGCCAGAACACGACGUUGGUGUACGAUAGCAUGUCUACCAGUGUAUGUACCCGAUCGCACACCGAUAAUCCAGAAUCGCACCGUUGAACCGCUUGUUCACGAGGGCGAGAAGUCCGCCGGCAACCGCUGUAUCACACUGGCUCGGUGUGAUAUCAUCGUAGCGGGAGUUGACUGAAAAAGGAACUAUAGAGUGACGUCGCGAUUGAGAAGGGACGCGACGAACCACGUGAUAUACCUGUCGUCGGGCCGCGUCAUGUAAAGCAUGCUCAACUCCCCGAUGGCCAUAACCUGAAUUGAGCCGAUUUGACCCGAUUAAGCCCGAUUCGCCAGUUGAACGGAACAGACAUACGAACGAAUGAAAGAAAACAAACGGUAGCCAUUGACUUUUCUCGUCCUUUUUCUCGUGCUCGCGCUCGUUAAUUCUCUCUCUACAGUGUUCUUGCAUUUUGCGAUAAAGAAAACACGCUAUCGCUUCAUUAAUAUUGCGAGUGUUCGCUUGCGAGUAAGGUAAUGUUGCGCUUCAAUGCAUAGUGUUGCUUGUCUAACGUGAAAAAGAAAAUAAAGAUUCAACCUUUAGGAGAAGAGUCAGUUUUUGUACGCUUCUAACAGGUGACUAAUCGAACAAAUGGACGGAUUGCUCGUGAUAUAUGGAUACUGUUUCUCGUCUCAGUUGGCGUUCUCGGUGAUAAUUCGAUGUAAUCGUGCUAUGGUGUACCGUGCAUGGGUAGUGUCAUCGGUAUGGUGUUAGUAAAGUGUCAACCGUUACGUGUAAUUGUCUGAAGGUGGUGGCGUGGGAGUCCGACAUUUUAACCGCUCGUAUUCGUGAAAAGAUACAAGUGUCCACGUGUGAAAUACAGUCGACACUCAGGGGCGUGAGAAUCAUCAAAGUCGAGCUUAUUCAAGAGAUCUCUCUUUUGUAUCUUCUCCGAUAGGAAUUUUACUGUAGCGUGUCUAAUAUUUUUGAUUUCACGGUCACGAUCUAUUUAUUUGUUUUUCCAUUUUCGUGACCACAUCGUUGAUUACCAAAGAGAAAGGUGUCAAGCACGUUUUUUUUUUCUUUUUUUACACCGAUUAAACUUUACCGAGGAAUAAACGAUGAAAACUGUGUGAUUUCGUUGAAUAACAGAAGGAUAAAUUACAAUUUUUAGAAGUUAGUGGAUUUCCUGACAAAUUAACGGUAUCGUUGAGGAAUAUCUGUGCUCUGUACUUUUUAGUGAAGUGUUUGACAGUAUUUAAUUAAAUGCGUAACAAUGAAAAAUGCCUGACAUCAAGGAUUGUGGAAGUUAAUGGUGAAAUCGAAUGAGAAUUUGCAGUGUGAAGAAGACAAGUGAACUGAUAACAGUAGAGAAGAAGAAGAAGAGGAUCUGAACGCAUCGUUGCUAAAAAAAUUAAUAACAGUUAGUUGAAAGAACGGGGAGAAAAACUUAGAAACGGGAAAGAUUGCACGAGAAGGAAGCAUUGGAAAGCGAGUGCACACAUUUGUGGAUUGCGUAAUAAAAAGGGAGAGAGAGAGAGUGAAAAAGAAGAAAGACUCAGUGUGUCUGUAAAUAAGAGUUAUUUUUCGUAUGUGGGAACAGAAGCUACAUUCACGUCGAAACGAGGGGAAACGAGUGAGAAGAUGUUUAGAAGUCCUUGAACGAGAAAAGGUUCGGAGGACUUUCUCUCUCUCUCUCUCUCUC
Heterotrigona itama is the source of this 2085-nucleotide messenger RNA. NCBI's taxonomy places the organism in Eukaryota, Metazoa, Arthropoda, Insecta, Hymenoptera, Apidae. The record is from the annotation of a GenBank genome assembly.